CGACCCCCAAGCGAAAUCAAAUUAUAAUUCAGAUACUUCCUCCCCACGCGGCACUAUAUAAAGAGUGAACCUCCACAUCUUUCGCCUGCCCUGCUUAUUCCCCUGCUCUAUUCCUUCUCAUUCCACCCUGCAUCUGCUUACAAGUUCUCGCCCCUCGAUAAAAGACGGUUCUCUUAAUUCUUGACUAUACUUAUAUACCCCGUCUUCAUCACCAUCCGUUGUGCUUUCGACCUGGAACGAGUCGAUCUCACGUUUUUCACCAAAUUGGCAGAGACAAAACAAAAUGGCCGCUCAAUUCUAUGAAAGUGAACCCAGGCUAGCCACUGGCCUCAGCCUUCUCAAUCUCUUCGGACUCAGCUCAACCACCGCCAAGGUCUGUGGUGGAUUCAUAGCUGUUUUAAUCAUCGCAUAUUUCGUCCUUCACUUCCGAUACCCAUGUCGUUCGUCCUCGUCGCUCACGCAAGUCGUGGGUCAAGCUACGGCAUUAUUUAAAGAAUGCCUGGCUACACAUGCGUUUCAUGUAGGGGAAUACGACAGAUUCAGACGAACACUUAACCAAGUAACCGCCCGUGCUUCGGAAAUCGCAUCCAGAACACACUGUCUCGACGAGACGAACGCCUCAGGAGAAAACUCCAGCCUCCAUGAUUAUUCCAACAAGAUGUCUUUCUUAUGCAAGAGAUUGAAAGACGUUGUCAAGUGUCACCGUGACGCUCGAGUACUUCUACGCAACUUGGAGGUUUGUUUAAUGCGGGCAUCUCAUUCCCAAGCACAAUUUCAACUCCUACAGAGGGCUACUGUCCCGGCGAGUCCUUGAGCAUUGUAGGUGUCGCUGAUAAAUAAAAAUAAAGUGUUCUAAUAUGACAGACUCGCAGUCUGCCUUUGGCCUCCGUUCAUUGUUGUGGGCUAUUGUCUCCAUCUGCUCCGGAUCUAACUAUAUCCCAGUUUUUUCCCCCGUGUUAUUUCUGGUCUCAUACUGCUGUGCUCAGCUCCACUUUUUUGUCUUCUAUUUUCUCUUUUAUUAAGUUAAAACCUUCCCCCGGCCUGGUCCUGAUAUUUUUCUGAUUCUCCUCCACCUUUCGAUUAGAUCCAUAUUUGAAUAUCUCUCAAGUUUGAGCUCCCUUUCGG
Messenger RNA from Marasmius oreades (fairy-ring Marasmius), 1125 nucleotides. RefSeq lists its product as uncharacterized. The transcript has 4 exons. The record is from RefSeq and is a predicted model, not a curated record. The coding region runs from base 284 to 814 and encodes 176 amino acids. Lineage: Eukaryota; Fungi; Basidiomycota; Agaricomycetes; Agaricales; Marasmiaceae.